UUUCCCAUGCUGAGAGAUUGCCACCUUAUUGGGGUUCAAACCUACCGUCUUCAAGUUGUACAGCCGGGGCGACCUUUGACACCCCCCAGCUUUAUUUGCAGGGAAUGCUGGGUAUUGAGCGCCAGACGAGCAGAGUGAGGGGACACUUGAAGCAUCGAGGAGCGCCACCUUGUUGCCAUGACGACGGCGUCCAGCUCGCUCACCACGCAUGUGCUCAACACCAGCGAUGGCGUCCCUGCAGCCCGAAUGUCUCUCAGUCUGCAUCGACUGGACUCGGAGCUGAAGAUCUGGACCAUGCUGAACGUCGCGACGACCAAUGAGGACGGUCGCUGCCCCGGACUCAUCAGCCAGGCAGCCUUUGUCCCCGGCAUGUACAAGUUGCGCUUUGAGACGGGCUCCUACUGGGCCAGUCUGGGUCAGGACUCCUUCUAUCCUUACGCUGAGGUGGUGUUCAACAUCAGUGAAACCAAGCAGAAGAUUCACGUGCCCCUGCUGAUGAGUCGCUUCUCCUACAGCACCUACAGAGGAAGCUGAGCAACAUCAACACAUCUAUACACACUUUCAGCUUGUUUACUGACUUUACAUGAGUGUAAAAUUACCUUUUUUUUUUAUCAUGAAAUACCAUAAAUAAAAACCAAAACAAUUCAAUCAAUCAAUCAAUCAAUCAAUCAAUGUUUAUUUAUAUAGCCCUAAAUCGCAAGUGUCUCAAAGGGCUGUUGGUUCAUAUACGUUUUAUUUUGAAACACAAAAAAUAGAAUAGGAAACAAAAC
Entelurus aequoreus (snake pipefish) is the source of this 770-nucleotide messenger RNA. Its product is annotated as 5-hydroxyisourate hydrolase-like. The transcript is spliced from 5 exons. The record is from RefSeq and is a predicted model, not a curated record. The coding region runs from base 178 to 534 and encodes 118 amino acids. NCBI's taxonomy places the organism in Eukaryota, Metazoa, Chordata, Actinopteri, Syngnathiformes, Syngnathidae. Gene Ontology annotation, molecular function: hydroxyisourate hydrolase activity. Gene Ontology annotation, biological process: purine nucleobase metabolic process.